Molecule: messenger RNA, 1668 nt
Organism: Cicer arietinum (chickpea)
Lineage: Eukaryota; Viridiplantae; Streptophyta; Magnoliopsida; Fabales; Fabaceae
Source: RefSeq, a predicted model, not a curated record
UAAUAUUUAACUUAGGUUAACAUCAAUCAAUGGCUUAUUUCAAAUCCCUUGAUGUGUUUUCAUGGAUUCAAAACCUUCCACCAACAUCACAAUGGAAAACAAGUUCUAUGUCCUUAAGCUUAUGUUCUAUAAUAAACUUAUCCCAACCAUCACUAAAUCUUACCAUAUCAAAAAAUCACCAAUCUCAAAAACUCUUUUUUGCUAUUAUGGCUGAUUUUAAUAUCCCUAUUUUUCUUUGGACCUCAAAAAUACCAAUCAAACCUAGUAAUAAAACCAUGAAGUUAAUAGAUGAAGAAACCAUUUCAAAUCUUCUUGUUAAUUUCAUACAAGACAUCCUUCAUUAUGGCUCAAAUAAAAAUAGUAUUUUUAUUCAAUUUCCAAAAUUUGAAAAUAUUUCAAACUUUAGUGAUAUUUUCAACCUUGCUUUUUUAACUUUAUUUUUUCUAGUUUGCAUUUAUGAAGCUCCUUCCGAUCUUCGUUAUAAUUGUCUUAAUACAUUAAAAGAAAAAUUAUCAAGUUGUGAAUCAAGAAAAUCAUCAAAAUUGUUGAUGAAACUCUUAGGUUCUAAUUUAGAAGAACAAUGGAUGCGUUCUAUUAACCUUGCUAUUACAAAUUGGAUUGUGGAACUACAAGAAAUAGCUUCACAAUGUCGUAGCACUUUUAGAACACCAUCUCCUUUAUUUUCUUAUGCAUUUUUAACAUUUGGUUUGUGGAAAGUUCAAUUGUAUUGUCCACUCAUAGCAAUGGAUAUUGUUAGUGCAAAUAACCAUGCAGCUGAUGAGAGGCUUCAAUUCUCUCUCAAAUAUCAACAACUUGAAGGUGUUCUUCAAUUCAAUCACAAAGUCUUCAUCAAAGAUAAGUGGGUGGAAAUCAUGGUGAACAUUGACAACAUAAGAUGUGAUGUCUUCAAACUAGUAGAUGACACCCUUAUGAGAGAAAGAGGAGCUGGUGCAUGUGAAAAACAUUUUCCAUCAAGAAUAUCAUUACAACUCACUCCAAUACUCCAACAUCAAGUACUAAGUGUAUCCGUUGGAAAAUCCUCAGAAAAUCCAACAAUGGAAAUUGGUGUUGAAAAAAGUUUAGAAGCUUCAUUUCAACCAACAAAUCCUUACAUAGGACUUAAUGUUUCAGCUGGAGAGUCAACAACAAUGAGUUUAAAGCCUUGGAAAUUUGAAGAAUCGGUUUAUGGAUAUAGUGCAAAUUUAAAUUGGUUUCUUCAUGAUAGCAUGGAUGGCAAAGAAGUCUUUUCAUCAAAGCCUUCAAAAUUUGAAUUAAUUAAUCCAAAGUCAUGGUUUAAAGAUAGGUAUUCAAGUGCUUAUCGACCUUUUACUAGACAAGGAGGUGUUAUUUUUGCUGGUGAUGAAUAUGGAGAAAGUGUGUGUUGGAAAGUGGAUAAAAAUGCUAGAGGGAAAACAAUGGAAUGGGAAAUAAAGGGUUGGAUAUGGUUAACUUAUUUGCCUAAUAAGUAUAGGACAUUUUAUCAUGAAACUAGGAGGUUGGAGUUUAGGGAAAUUGUUCAUCUUAAUAUUCCUUAGUUUAAUCAAUUACUUUUGUUUCUCAACUUGUGUGCAUCAUAAAUUGAAAGAAUAAUAUGUAUUGGUCUUGUUUUACCAAGCAAUAUUAUUUGUAUAAUUAUUGUUAGUGUAAAAUAGUAUGUUUGUUCUACUU